UUAUUAGGGGCCGAGUCCUGACGACGGCCAGACAAACAGACAUAGAUACACCCACACAUGGGCACGGCGAGGGGGCAGCGAGAGAGAGAAAGAUGAUGCUGGCAAACCCCAGGAGGAACUCAUAUCCAUCUGGUCAGAGCUCAGAGGGCCCAAUGUUUCAAAGCUCCUCACAUUCACACUCAAUCUCAUCCUUUGUUCUACACUUCCUUAAGAAGCCCCAUGCCUUUCCUUUUCUUCUCUCCAUCUUCCUCUUCCUUACAUGGCUCUCUCUCAGACUCCAGCACGCUUCCCAUUUCUCCCCCACUUCUUACGAACUCAAGUCCAGCCAAGAUGAUGACAAUGCUGCCAAUUUGGUCAGAUUCAGUUCUGGGUUUCCUUCCCCGCUGGCAAAAGACAAGCGCGGUUGGUUGCUCGACCCCGUCUCUCUUGCCCUUCAUUCUGGGAUUUUGGGUGGAGCUGUGAGUUGUGCUUCAGUUCAUGUUGGAGAAAUUCGACCCGGUAAUGUCAGGGGAAACCACAGGCACCAUACCUGCAAUGAGACCUUUGUCAUGUGGGGUGCUAAAACAAAAUUCAGGUUGGAGAACAGAGCUGUUAAUAAAGGUUUUGCUGAAGUGAUACUGGGUGCAGAUGAAGUUGCUGUUGCCACUAGCCCAAGUGGAACUGCCCAUGCUUUAGUAAACAUCGAUCCAAUACGGAGUACAUUCUUUUUAGGGUGCCAAGACAGCAUUGUAAAUUAUAGCAACUUAUCCACUGAUUUUAAUGUUUGGAAAGAUUUUUAGGCAUUACUUCUUGUCAGUUUUGCUUGAUUGUUCCUGUUUCCAGUACGACAUUUUCCUGAACUUCAUUUCUUUUACUGUACUGUAAGAGUUGUACAAGGGCCUCCCAAUAUAAGACGGAUUUCAUCAUAUAAGAGUUUUUAGACAUCUCUGGAUAUAAGUACCUACAGUUGCUGCGA
This is a messenger RNA of Carya illinoinensis, 955 nucleotides long. RefSeq lists its product as uncharacterized. The transcript has 3 exons. Bases 93 to 779 code for a protein of 228 amino acids. Gene Ontology annotation, cellular component: endosome; trans-Golgi network. NCBI's taxonomy places the organism in Eukaryota, Viridiplantae, Streptophyta, Magnoliopsida, Fagales, Juglandaceae. The record is from RefSeq and is a predicted model, not a curated record.